Xyrauchen texanus (razorback sucker) is the source of this 1060-nucleotide messenger RNA. RefSeq names its product recoverin a (gene rcvrna). Lineage: Eukaryota; Metazoa; Chordata; Actinopteri; Cypriniformes; Catostomidae. The record is from RefSeq and is a predicted model, not a curated record. Gene Ontology annotation, molecular function: calcium ion binding. The coding region runs from base 4 to 615 and encodes 203 amino acids. The transcript is spliced from 3 exons.
AAUAUGGGCAACACCAAGAGUGGGGCUUUGUCCAAAGAGAUUCUGGAUGCUCUCAAGUUGAACACCAAAUACACUGAGGAAGAACUUUGUGCAUGGUACGCCAGCUUCCUCAAAGAAUGCCCCACUGGACGAAUUACAAAAGAACAGUUUGAAGGCAUCUACGCCAGCUUCUUUCCUGAUGCUGACCCUAGUGCCUACGCCCAACACGUCUUCCGCAGCUUUGACACAAACGCUGAUGGCACCUUGGACUUUAAGGAGUACAUUGUUGCACUGCAUCUUACCUCUUCAGGCAAGACCUUGCGCAAGCUCGAGUGGGCGUUCGCUCUGUACGAUGUAGAUGGCAAUGGGACCAUCAGUAAAAACGAGGUGCAAGAAAUUGUCAGGUCAAUAUUCAACAUGAUUCCAGCUGAAGAUCAGAAAAACCUUCCAGAAGAUGAGAACACACCAGAAAAACGAGCAGACAAAAUAUGGACCUUCUUUGGAAAGAAAGAUGAUGAUAAGAUUGAAGAGAAGGAAUUCAUUCAGGGUGUCAUGGAAAAUAAAGACAUAUUGAGGUUGAUACAGUUUGACGAGCCAAAGAAGAUUCAGGACAAACUAAAGGAGAAGAAGCAUUAAUGGCCACAUUCAAAUGAGAAUGUACAGAGCCCCAUUUCCAGUGAUUUUACACCCAACCUACAACCCCCAGACUUAUUUUCCAGACUGCACUCUGAAAGCACCUGAACAUUCAGUCCAGAAACACAGCACAGCUAUGAACUAGAAAAACUGUUCCUAUAACACAUACAAUACUUCUUUUCUGGACCACCAAUAACUGUUAUUGUACUUGAAGGAAUUCUCCAGAUGUCUUUGCCAAUGUUGUUGCCAUUGCUUUAAGAGUCCAAUUUUGAAAAGAGCAAUUAGGUUCAUGUUAACAGACCUACUCUAGCUUUCUCAAUCCUCUUAGGAAAUGAAGGUCGGGUAAGACAAAUCCACAGGGUCCAGUGGCUCUCCUUUUUUAAAUCCCUUCAGGGUUAAGGUGAUUUAAGCUCUCAACGUGAAUUCAUUAGACAUUGAACAAUCUCUU